AUGGCCAAAGAAGGUUUAGGGCUUGAAAUCACAGAGCUGAGGCUGGGGCUAUCCAGUGGUCCAAUAUUGGUGGACAAAAACGAGAAGAAAAGGGUUUUUUCAGAGAUUGCUGGCGGAGAUGGACAUAAUAAUAGCACAUCCGGUGAUGACGACCGGAAAAGCGAAACGAAGAACCAAGUUGUGGGGUGGCCUCCGGUGUGUUCUUACCGGAGGAAGAUUAAUAGCUUAAAUGAGACGUCCAAAAUGUAUGUCAAGGUUAGCAUGGAUGGAGCUCCCUUUCUUCGUAAAAUUGACUUGAGCAUACACAACCAGUACGCAGAUCUUGCUGUGGCAUUGGAGAAGCUAUUUGGUUGUUUUGGCAUCGGCGAGGUGUUGAAGGAUGCAGAGAACUGCGAAUUUGCUCCUAUUUAUGAAGACAAAGAUGGAGACUGGAUGCUAGUGGGAGACGUCCCUUGGGAGAUGUUUACUGAGUCAUGCAAGAGGCUGAGGAUCAUGAAGAGAUCGGAUGCCAAGGGAUUUGGACUGCAGCCCAAGGGCUUCCUCAAGGCAACUAUGAAAGAUGAUCCUAUAUAA
This is a messenger RNA of Prunus armeniaca (apricot), 573 nucleotides long. The record is from the annotation of a GenBank genome assembly. Lineage: Eukaryota; Viridiplantae; Streptophyta; Magnoliopsida; Rosales; Rosaceae.